Messenger RNA from Leptinotarsa decemlineata (Colorado potato beetle), 583 nucleotides. RefSeq names its product lipoprotein lipase. The record is from RefSeq and is a predicted model, not a curated record. Lineage: Eukaryota; Metazoa; Arthropoda; Insecta; Coleoptera; Chrysomelidae. Gene Ontology annotation, molecular function: lipase activity; serine hydrolase activity. Gene Ontology annotation, biological process: lipid catabolic process.
GCGAGAACGAGCUGAAAGUCAGCGCCUUGCCAAGAGGUUUUUGCGCCAACUGCUGUCCAGUCAAAGCUUCCAGAGAUAUUCGGUUCGUGUUUUAUAACAAAACGCAAUCAAAGCAUGGGGCAGUUAUCGAACCGUUCCAAAGGGGAGCUGCUCGCCGGGUGGGGGUGGAUACCUUCUUGCCGACGGUUAUAUUCAUUCACGGAUUCACCGAAGCUUCUCCCGGACAAAGCGGACAGGAGAUAAGAGACGAUAUUUCCAAACGACUCAAUUCAAAUGACGCUGAAUAUGUUGACGUUAUUCAUACAGAUUCGGGAAUUUUCGGUUUUCCUUUAUCUGUAGGACAUGCUGACUUUUAUCCAAAUGGUGGAAGAGCACUACAACCUGGAUGCCAACCUAGUUAUUUGGUUAGACAGAGAAUUGUCGAUCAAGUUCUCGCAUGCAGUCACGUAAGAGCCUGGAGGCUCUAUGCAGAAUCGGUGAGGAACGAAAGAGCUUUUCCAGCCACCAGAUGCACCGUUUGGAGAGGAUCCGAUAAACAUUGCAAUUUCUCGGUAGACGCAUACAUGGGCUACGUAAACACUCC